Messenger RNA from Pogona vitticeps (central bearded dragon), 1009 nucleotides. RefSeq names its product C-signal. Gene Ontology annotation, cellular component: cytoplasm. Lineage: Eukaryota; Metazoa; Chordata; Lepidosauria; Squamata; Agamidae. The record is from RefSeq and is a predicted model, not a curated record. Gene Ontology annotation, molecular function: oxidoreductase activity.
GGCGGGAAUAGAGGGAGGCGGCGGAGGCGGCCCUCAAGGGCCGAAUGAGCUCAGAGGGAGCGUCGCGUGCCAGCUGCUUCCUCGGUCGGGCUGCCCAAGGUCAGGAGCUCAUGGCGGGACUGGGAGCGCGUAGCGUCCUGGUAACUGGAGCCAACCGCGGGAUCGGCUUGGAGCUGGUUCGGCAGCUCUUGAGCAGCCCCGACCCGCCCCAGCACCUCUUCGUCUGCAGCCGCCAGCCGGACGGGCAGCGCGGGCAGGAGUUGAGGACAUUGAUUUCUAACCACCCAAAUGUUACGAUGGUGAAACUGGAUGUUACAGAUCCCACGACCAUUAAGGAAGCAGCCACUUACGUUGAGGGCCAUUUGAAAGGCACUGGGCUUAAUGUAUUGAUAAACAAUGCUGCCAUUUUUACCGAUUUAUCACUGGAAGCUGCACAUCCUGAAGACAUGCUAAAUGAGUACAAGACCAAUGUGAUUGGGCCACUGUUAGUAAGCCAGGCUUUCCUGCCUUUGUUAAAGAUGGCAGCCAAAGGAGGUUCACAGAAGGGGCUCAGCUGCAGCAGGGCGGCCAUUAUUAAUAUCUCCUCUUCCAUGGGCUCAGUUGAAUUAGUCUCACAUACUUACAUUAAACCUGCAGUUCCCUACCGAUGUAGCAAGGCUGCCCUUAACAUGCUGACAAAAUGCCAGUCUCUGAGUUACAAGGAGGAUGGGAUUUUGUGCAGUGCAGUUCAUCCUGGGUGGGUCAAGACAGACAUGGGCACCCAAGCUGCUGAUCUGACGGUAGAUGACAGUGUGCGAGGGAUCCUCAAUGUGCUUUCCAAACUUGACGAUAGGCACAGUGGCAUUCUUGUAAACUGGAAGGGUGAAAAGCUGCCUUGGUGAAGAUGUGAUGUAUUUAAGGGGUCUUUAACGAAUGCUGGCAGACCAAAAUGGCAGCACUGCUCCAACACCCAAAUUACUUCAGUGUGGCAGUUUCUCAUGCUAUUAAUAAACCUCUCAUAAUUGGGAUA